Messenger RNA from Harpegnathos saltator (Jerdon's jumping ant), 1785 nucleotides. It is a transcript of the gene Adsl, whose product is annotated as adenylosuccinate lyase. Gene Ontology annotation, molecular function: (S)-2-(5-amino-1-(5-phospho-D-ribosyl)imidazole-4-carboxamido) succinate lyase (fumarate-forming) activity; N6-(1,2-dicarboxyethyl)AMP AMP-lyase (fumarate-forming) activity. Gene Ontology annotation, cellular component: cytosol. Lineage: Eukaryota; Metazoa; Arthropoda; Insecta; Hymenoptera; Formicidae. The transcript is spliced from 6 exons. Gene Ontology annotation, biological process: 'de novo' AMP biosynthetic process. Bases 109 to 1371 code for a protein of 420 amino acids. The record is from RefSeq and is a predicted model, not a curated record.
AUAUUAUGAAGCGAUAGUUGAAACCGGUUACAUUAUACAAUCUGAUUUCCUCAAUCCUCAAAGUAAAAUGAACUCGGCCUGGCCAUCAAGCCGGAACAAAUCGCUGAAAUGGAGGCUCAUGUUGACGACAUCGAUUUCGAAGCUGCUGCCAAAGAAGAAAAAGCGACCAGGCACGAUGUGAUGGCACAUGUCCAUGUCUUUGGGAAACAAUGCCCGCAAGCUGCACCUAUUAUUCAUCUCGGCGCGACCAGUUGCUACGUAGGCGAUAACACAGACCUUCUAAUUCUCCGCCAAGGAUUCGAUAUACUGCUUCCAAAAUUAGCCAGCGUGCUUCAGCGUCUUGCAAAGUUCGCUCUUGAAAACCGUAAUUUGCCCACUUUAGGCUUUACUCAUCUUCAACCCGCUCAGUUAACAACAGUCGGCAAAAGGGCGACUCUAUGGCUGCAGGACCUCAUAAUGGACGAAAGAGCGAUUCGUCGCGCGAGAAAUGAUCUUAAAUUCCGAGGUGUCAAAGGUACCACCGGUACCCAGGCAUCUUUCCUUCAACUUUUUAACGGCGAUGCUGAAAAAGUUAAACGAUUGGACGUUCUUGUUACCAAAAUGGCUGGUUUCGAAAAAUAUUACGGUGUUACCGGACAAACCUACAGUAGAAAAGUCGACAUAGAGUGCUUGAACGUCCUAAGUUCACUUGGGGCGACUGUUCACAAGAUUUGCUCAGACAUUCGUCUUCUCGCUAACAUGAAGGAAAUCGAAGAGCCCUUCGAGAGUACACAAAUAGGCUCCAGCGCGAUGCCGUACAAGCGCAACCCCAUGCGUUCUGAGAGAUGCUGUAGCGUAGCACGUCACUUGAUGACGUUGGUGAACAAUACUCUUCAGACUGCGGCGACUCAGUGGAUGGAACGAACAUUAGACGAUUCAGCGAAUCGUCGGCUUACUCUGGCUGAAGCCUUCCUGUCAGCUGAUACGAUCCUAAUGACUCUUCAAAAUAUCUCAGAGGGAUUAGUUGUUUACCCAAAGGUUAUUGCCAGACACGUUGCUCAAGAGCUGCCCUUCAUGUCCGCAGAAAACAUCAUAAUGGCCAUGGUGAAGGCCGGUGGCGAUAGACAGGUUUGUCACGAAAAAAUUCGCGUAUUGUCACACGAGGCCGGAGCACAAGUAAAGCAACAUGGCUUGGAUAAUGACCUAGUUGACAGGAUCAAGAAAGAUCCGUAUUUCGCACCGAUUUUACUUCAAUUGGAUGCUCUGUUAGAUCCUUCGACAUUCGUUGGCAGAGCACCCGAGCAAGUCGUCGAGUUUCUCGAAGAGGAGGUAUAUCCUGUGCUUAAGAAUUAUAAAGGCUUGGAAAGCAGUACUGUCGAGCUCGAUAUUUGAUCCUGAAAGAAAAGGCUUAAGGACGUUACCGAAAUCUUUUCAUGUCUUUUCCAAAGAAGUUUGUGUGUGAUGUUAGAUUGCUACUUAAAAUUACAAUGAUAAUUGGCUCUUUUAAACGGAACUCUUUGCGGAAUAAAAGGAUGUGCACAAUUAUUUGUUGUUAACGUUUCUUAUAUUUUAAUAAAGAUAUUACAGAAAAAUAAAUCGCACUGUUCGUAGCAAAUGCGCGCACGCGUUCUCCAUUGUCGCUUAUCGAACUGCUCCUUUUUCUUUUUUAUAAUUGUCUUUUUUUUGUUCUGUUUAUCGCUGACUUUAUGUCUUCUCUUCGACGUAACUGCUGUGAUAGCGGGCAAUUGUAACAUGUAUUAUAAUAAAAUUUAGAAAAAGAUAUAAAUACAGGUAUAUGGAAUGAUA